AUGGAGCUAGUAGUAUCAGCAAUUGCAGGUGACCUUGUCAAGAGAUUCAUAUCCUACUUGAUCAAGAAGUAUGAGAGGCAAGACAAUCUUCAGAGAAAUAUCGAAAGGCUGCAACAUCUCCUGCUUAAUGUGCACAUGAUUGUCGAGGAGGCUGAGGGGCGAUGCAUCACUAACUCCAAGAUGAUACUUCAGUUCAAGAAGAUUUUGGACAUCAUGUACCAAGGCUAUCAUGUCCUGGACAUCAUCAACCAUAGGACCACCCUUGGUAGCUCAAUACCUGAAGAGGAGGUUAGCAGCCCAAACACUCUGUCAACCACUACAAGCUAUGUUAGUCCUUUUCAUGCUGCAUGGAGCACUACCAUUACACAUGAUCAGCUUCAGAUCACAUUGGAUAGCUUAGAAACAGUUGUUUCUAGUAUGACAGAGUUUGUCUUUCUGCUUGGUGGAUGCAAACGCCUGUACCGAAAACCCUAUGACACAUAUCUUUAUUUUGAUAACUUCAUGUUUGGUCGUCACGUAGAAAACCAGCAAGUGAUCAGUAUCUUACUGCAAGAAAAUAUUCCUCCUUUCGCUCCAAGUGUUCUCCCAAUCAUCGGCCCUAGUAGGGUUGGUAAGAGAACUCUAGUUGCUCAUAUUUGCAAAAAUGAGAUUGUUCAGUCACACUUCACAUCAAUCCUGUACUUGAAUGCUGAAGACAUAACAAAAAUGGAGUUCACCACUUUUACCCAUAGGAGGGUUUUGUUUGUGAUUGAGUUUACGGCGGAUACGGAUGACGAGCACUGGAAGAAGUUUUAUAUAUCAUCCAUGCAUAUGGGAAGAGGAAGCAAGAUCAUAAUUACAAGUAGAAUUGAGAGGAUAUCAAGGUUUGGAACAGUAAGGCCAGUUCACCUUAGCAGUUUGUCACUUGGGGAGUAUAGCUACCUCUUCAAGGUUCUUGCAUUUGGCAGCACCAACCCAGAGGAGCACCCUCAAUUGGUAUCCAUUGCAAAUGAGCUCUCAAUGUUGCUCGGUGGGUCAUUCAUGUCAGCCAAUGUGUGCGCGAGUACAUUUAGAAAGAAUCAGAAUGUUCACUUCUGGCUCCAUGUCCUGAAGAAGCACAGAAACAUGGUUCAGAAAAAUUUCUCAGUAUUCAGACAACACCCCAAGCUUCUUUUUGAGAGAGAACAUCAAAUAGACAUAAGCAUGUUUGCAUCGUCAUCCUCUCCACUUCGCCUCAUGCCUCGUACUUCUGAAGAAAUUCAGACAAAGACAGAUUUGUCUGUGGUGAUGCUCGAAGACCUGGUGACUAACUCUGUAGUUCUACCAAAGGAGGACUUUGAGUUGGUCUGGGAAUCACGGAUACCCCCUUACAGAAGGUUGGUCUUCAUUGCUGCAUAUCAGGAUGUCGAGAAGAAUUUCCAGCAUGAAUCAUCACCUUGCAAGAAGCGUCGAAGACUAGAUAAAUAA
Oryza brachyantha (malo sina) is the source of this 1446-nucleotide messenger RNA. RefSeq lists its product as uncharacterized. The record is from RefSeq and is a predicted model, not a curated record. The coding region runs from base 1 to 1446 and encodes 481 amino acids. The transcript has a single exon. Lineage: Eukaryota; Viridiplantae; Streptophyta; Magnoliopsida; Poales; Poaceae. Gene Ontology annotation, molecular function: ADP binding.